UGUGUGUGCUGUGUGGCUGCAGGUGGGGAGACAGAAGAGGAGAAGAUCCGUGUGGACAUUUUGGAGAACCAGCUGAUGGACACCCGCAUGCAGCUGGCUAGGAUUUGCUACAACCCUGACUUUGAGAAACUGAAGCCAGAGUACCUGGAGCAACUCCCUGGAAUGAUGAAGCUUUUCUCAGAGUUCCUGGGAAAGCGGCCAUGGUUUGCAGGGGAUAAGAUCACCUUUGUGGAUUUCAUCGCUUAUGAUGUCCUUGAGAGGAACCAACUCUUUGAGCCCAAGUGCCUGGAGAUGUUCCCAAACUUGAAGGACUUCCUGUGCCGCUUUGAGGGACUGAAGAAGAUCUCUGCUUACAUGAAGUCCAGCCGCUUCCUCCCAACACCCGUAUUCACAAAGAUGGCCAUAUGGGGCAACAAGUAGGACCUUGAAAGGGCAGAAGAUGGGGCUGAGGAGGCCUUUUCCUCCUGCCCUGGGAAGCAUCUAGAUCCCCUGUAGCCCUGACUCCACUUCCUCGUUCCUUCUUUCCAUGCCCUUGCGAGUCAACAUUUCAGUCCUCUUUUCUCUCACCCAAUCCCUGUCCCAUUCAGACCAUUUAAAUCGUCAGCUCCUUGUUUUCCCUCAGCAAAGUCCCUGUCCAAAUAUUACUGUGUCCUACACUAAGAUCAGCCCAACCAUCCUUCCUGGAAGUGGCUGCUUUGAGGAUCCCUGCUGGUACCUCCUCUUGUAGCUCAACCAAGUGCUCCCAGCCCUGCCAGAAAGAUCAUUUUUUCCUGAUGUGUUACCCCAUUCCCUAGUUAGGUCCCUGCCAGGCCCAAGCUGAUCCCCAAUAAAACCUGUGUUUUGUCUUCU
Messenger RNA from Castor canadensis (American beaver), 849 nucleotides. The record is from RefSeq and is a predicted model, not a curated record. NCBI's taxonomy places the organism in Eukaryota, Metazoa, Chordata, Mammalia, Rodentia, Castoridae.